AUGAGCGCGAUCAACGUGACGUCGGUGCAGGUGCUGGAUAAUCCGCAGAUGUUCUCGUCGCCGUUGCAGUUUGAGAUACAGUACGAGUGCUUGCAGGAUCUGAGACACGAUCUCGAGUGGAAGUUGACCUACGUCGGGAGCGCGGAGGACGACGAGUACGAUCAGGUUUUGGAUACGGUGCUCGUGGGACCCGUCGUGCGCGGGGCGUACAAGUUCGUGUUCCAGGCGAAUCCGCCCGACGUGAGCAAGAUCCCGGCGGAGGAUAUCUUGGGUGUAACCGUUCUCUUGGUGACGUGCUCGUACAACAACGAGGAGUUCAUUCGCGUCGGGUACUACGUGAACAACGAGUACGCGGACGAAGAGUUGCGGGAAGACCCGCCUUCACAGCCGAGACUGGAUCGGGUCAUGCGCAACAUUCUGGCGGACAAACCGCGAGUCACGCGCUUCCCGUGCGAUUUCGACGCGCAGGCUAUUCCGGGGAUGGAGAACGUGGCGUCCGAGGACGCCAUGAUGGGCGACGAAAACCAAGAGGUCCAGCAAGGCGGAAUGGGCGUUGACUUCUCAAAGGACCAAGCGGGCUUCUUCCAACAGCAGCAGGCUCCGGGACAGACGCAGGGCCUGUGGUGA
Ostreococcus tauri is the source of this 627-nucleotide messenger RNA. RefSeq names its product Histone chaperone, ASF1-like. Gene Ontology annotation, molecular function: histone binding. Gene Ontology annotation, cellular component: nucleus. Bases 1 to 627 code for a protein of 208 amino acids. Lineage: Eukaryota; Viridiplantae; Chlorophyta; Mamiellophyceae; Mamiellales; Bathycoccaceae. The transcript is spliced from 2 exons. Gene Ontology annotation, biological process: DNA replication-dependent chromatin assembly. The record is from RefSeq and is a predicted model, not a curated record.